CCCAACAUGACUUGACACAUUAUUAACUCUGUGUGUCAGAUGGAUUUAUAUUGACCUCAAGGAUUACGUGUUUUUUCAUUUUAAUUAAUGUAGGUUAAAAAAAGACUCAAAAUGAACGUGUUGCACUCUAUCUUUUGCGGAUAUGUCUUCGCUGCUGCCAUUAUAAUGGGACACUGUGUGUUACCAGCCAUUUCAGCCUCCUCAUCCCAGACUGGUGAGAGCCCGCGUGACAAUUUCAUAGGGUUUGACUCAGCACCUGACAAAGUGGCAGACGGCUCAGUGGUCCGUGUGCGGUAUCACUGCUCCAGGCCGUGUCGGCUGGCAGUAGAGGUGGCGGCGUCCACAUUAAGGAAGACAGAUUUAGUGGUCUUCAGGAGGAAAUGGAUCAGCAACACACCUCGAGUCUACAGGAUCCACAAGGUGCUGCUCAGAUUGCCUCCAUCCAUUUUAUAUCAACGCAGCUUUUUCAACAGGCGCGUUUUGGACGUCCAGAAUGUGACAGUUCGUGCUUGGUUAGACCAUCUUAACAAUGGCAGCGAACACGGGACAUAUCACAACUCCAUGAUGAGGAUUUAUAAAGUGCUGCAGAUGGAGCCGCUCUCAGGGCGUCCUGCUAAACCUCCCACUGAGUGCCCUUCAUGGUCGGCUCAGCUGAGGUGGCAGAUGACCCCAAACACAACUCAUCAAUGUCCACAUGAGUCCGAUGUAAUGGACAUGCUGACGUUCCCCCUGGCAAGUCCUGGCGAGCGCUUUGGGGUGGUCCGCAGGUUCCAGCCUUUUAAGAACAGACCCCUGGAGAGCGCCCGUCGUCACGCUGUGACACAGCCCAGCGUCACCUUAUCUGUGUGGAUCUACCUCCUGAAAUGGUGUCAAGAGAAGCUCUGCGGGAUCAUCCAUCACGUCGACAGGAAAAAUGUGUACGACUCGGUUCUGAUGCAGCUUACAGACACAGGGAACAUCGUAAUUCAAGCACGCGUGACGACGGGAAAAGAUGAAGCUUUCCGAGCCGGCGUGGUAUUGCCCCACUGGAAAUGGAUUAGAUUAGACUGCUACAUACAGGACUCAAAGGUGCUGCUGGAUGCAACGUGGGAUGAUAAAACCCGCAGAUACCAAUAUAAAUUUCAGAACAGUAUCCAUUAUGAUGACACUGAUGGAUACUUUGUAAUUGGAGGAAGCAGAUACUUGACAGGCAUCCAUGGAUAUUUUGGACCUAUGAAAUACUAUCGUCUAGGAACUGAGAUGGUGAAAAAUCAACUUCCCCCAGAGUCAACAUUACAGGAGCUGGAUAAAACUCAUCAGGAGUGUCGGGAAAUGAAAGCACUUACAAGAGCUUUUCUCCAAGAAAUAACUAAGAGUCAUGUCCCCUCACCAGUCAACACAGGUGCCUGUACCCCUUACUUCAUACAACUGUGGGGUCAGCCUGGGUGGAAAAUCUGCACGCAAACAUGGACCUGGGAAAAACAACUUAAAUACAGCACACUUUUUCAUUUCCUGCAAACUAAAGAGGAGGAAAUCAGAACAGGCUUUUUGGCCAAGAAGGACCUCAGGAAUGCUUUGUUUGAGCAGGAAGUUGGUAAAAUUUUCACUGUGGAUCAGGCACAAACUAAAAUCACAUUCAGAUCAACACCUCUACUCAGAGUUUCCUCCUGCUUUGGAAAUCACAAAGCGUCUCUGUUGUUGGCCACUAUCCACCUCUCUGGCCCGGGGCACUCAUUCGAUAAACAACAGGGCCAUGUCUAUGGUUUGAUUGGCGCAUCGGGCGAUAACCGCUUUGCCCUGAUGCAUGCUGGGUACAAGCACACACAAGGAAUUGAUGAGUUUCCAAAGGACCUGGACAUGGCUUACAGCUAUUAUUCCAACGCUGGGGCACAGAGCAGCAUGGAUAGCUACAGGACACAUGUAAAUGAGCACCACACACUUGAACACAUCUAUCUAAGCAAUCAGGAGGAUCUAAAAAGCCUCAAACAUGAUCGAAGUGACGUGUUUCAUUAUCUGAAAUACAAGGCAAAGAGUGGAGACCUAGAAUCUCAGAAACGCCUGGGGACAAUGCUUUACUGGGGACAUCAUGGAAUCUCAAAAGACAUCACAAGCGCAGCGAAGUGGCUUGAAAGAAGCGCUAUGCAGAUGAAGGAUCCUUCAGCGAUGUACGACUACUCCGUCCUCCUAAUGAAGGGCCAAGGAGUGAAAAGAAACUACACCCGCGGUUUUAAGCUGAUGAAGAAAGCUGCAGCGAUGGGCUCAAUUAAUGCCCUGAAUGGUUUAGGCUGGUACCAUGGGAUUAUAUUGAACGACCACAAGAAUGCAGUGAAGUACUUCGAGCAGGCGGCGCACAAUGGGAGUGAUGAAGCCAUGUUUAACCUAGGGAUUUAUCAUCUCAAAGGGAUUAACCCGCACCGCCCAUGGAGGAAUGAGACUGCUGCAUUUCUGCUGUUUCUGAAUGCAUCUCAGCUCGGUCAUGUCUCUGCAUCUGUGGAGGCAGCUUGGUACCUUUCGACAGGAAGCCUGGAGGGGGUGUCUCAGGAUGUGGAGAGGGCUGUGAUAAUGCUAAAAAAGGUCUGCGAACAAAACGGACACCUUGGAUUUAUGGUCAGAGACGCUCUCCAGGCCUACCUCCAGGGCUCUUGGCGGGGAGCAUUUGUGAAGUAUGUUUUGGCAGCUGAAACCGGUCUGGGUUUGGCCCAGAGCAAUGCUGCACACCUGUGUGAGAAACUGAAUCUCGGCUAUGAUUGUCAGUGGAGAUAUCAUAACUACUCUAUAUUAAAUUAUGAUCCCCAUCCAUCCGCUCUGCUCAGAAUGGGAGACCACUACCUCCGAUCCUCCGGCAGGCGAGAGGACUCAUUAUCUGUGGUUGGUCAGGCCACAUCGAUGUAUGGCAGAGCAGCUCGAGCAGGAAGCCCUCAGGGAAUGUACAACUUGGUCGUCUUGGCAGAAAAAGGAUAUGUUCUGCCAUUGAGCGUCUACGGCUUGUUUAAUGUGUCACGUUAUGAUGAGAAGGACGUCGUGGUGGAGAAGAUCUUAAAAAGAUGUGUGGAGACGGAGAAGAAAGAGGCAGUGACGCCCUGUUCUUUAGCUCUGCUCAGAGUCCAGAUGGGAAAAGCCUUGAGGAGAGUGACUCAGAACGGUGCACAGCUCCUCUUGGCAUAUGCAUCUCUUCUUUCUGUGGCUGUCAUUAUUGUCACUGUGCCACUGCAGAGCUGUCUUGAACAAAGGCACAGAGUGUUUGCACAGAGAGCAAGGACAUCUACCAGCCAAGAUGGCGUCAACUUGAAUAGAGAGCAAGAUGGCAUCAUGGGAAGAACCUAUGGCGCAGUGGGAAAUCUAUGGCUUACCAUCCUGAAUGGCGAGCAGCGUCUCCGGCAGUGCUGCGAUUGGGCUGUGACUCUGUCGGGCGUGUGCCUGUGUGCUUUCUGGACCACACUGCUCUAUCAUCUCUCAUGACAUACAAUACCCAGCGCAGUGAUCCAAUAGCCACAGAAAAAGCCCCAGACACUACAGAUUGUGAGAGCAUACAUUUAGGGGAUGAGUUAGAGCGCUAUUCAUGUGACACAUUUGUGUUUCGUGUGAUUCAUGUGGAGUUACGGGACAGGAAGAAGAGAAGUGCUGAUCAGCGUGCUGCUUUAUCAGAGUGGUGAUAAUGUUUCCUCAGUAACCAUUUGUUAAUUGUUUUGUUUGCAGAAAAUAAAAUACUGAUCGUGCA
Plectropomus leopardus (leopard coralgrouper) is the source of this 3697-nucleotide messenger RNA. RefSeq names its product protein sel-1 homolog 3. The record is from RefSeq and is a predicted model, not a curated record. Gene Ontology annotation, molecular function: protein binding. Lineage: Eukaryota; Metazoa; Chordata; Actinopteri; Perciformes; Serranidae.